Molecule: messenger RNA, 994 nt
Organism: Myiozetetes cayanensis
Lineage: Eukaryota; Metazoa; Chordata; Aves; Passeriformes; Tyrannidae
Gene: GSTZ1
Product: glutathione S-transferase zeta 1
Exons: 9
Coding region: 104-751 (215 amino acids)
Biological process (GO): glutathione metabolic process; L-phenylalanine catabolic process
Cellular component (GO): cytoplasm; mitochondrion
Molecular function (GO): maleylacetoacetate isomerase activity; glutathione transferase activity
Source: RefSeq, a predicted model, not a curated record
CUCAUUGAUUUUAGGAGAAAAGCCUUCCCCCGUCCCAGCUGAGGCAAAAGGGAAAACAAAGGUGUUUUUUUUUAUUUCCUGGAGUAGACUGCACACACUGACCAUGGCAUCUGAAAAGCCGAUACUUUAUAGCUAUUUCAGAAGUUCCUGCUCUUGGAGAGUGCGAAUUGCACUGGCUCUGAAAGGGAUUUCCUAUGACCUGGUGCCAGUGAACCUCGUGAAGGAUGGAGGACAGCAGUUUUCUGCUGAAUUCAAGGCACUGAAUCCAAUGCAGCAAGUCCCGGCCUUGAAAAUUGAUGGCAUCACCCUUUCUCAGUCGCUAGCUAUAAUUCAUUACCUCGAAGAGACACGGCCUAACCCCAGACUCCUGCCCCAAGAUCCGAAGAAGAGAGCCCAAGUCAGAAUGAUUGCUGAUCACAUUGCCUCAGGCAUUCAACCACUCCAGAACCUGGGUGUCCUGAAACAAAUAGGGGAGAGAAAAACGGAAUGGGCUCAGAACUGUAUUGCAUCUGGCUUUCAAGCACUGGAGCAGAUUCUGCAGCACACUGCUGGACGCUACUGUGUGGGGGAUGAAGUUUCCAUGGCUGAUUUGUGCUUGGUGCCUCAAGUUGCCAAUGCUGAAAGAUUCAAAGUGGACAUGGGUCCAUAUCCCACAAUAACCAGAAUAAAUAAAGCUCUCUUGGAGUUAGAGGCCUUUAAAGUAAGCCACCCAUCCCGGCAGCCAGAUACUCCUGCAGAGCUGAGAGCUUGAAGCCCUUCCGCUCAUUAAAUCUAGUCAUCUGGAGUGACAAAGAAGACAACACCUACAGUUUGAGUGCCAGCAGGAAGCCCUAGUACUAUUGUUUCUUUUUCAUCUGUAUGGGAAGAAGGACAGAGGACCUCCAAGGAGCCUGGAUAACUAAGAGGAGUAUGCCUGUGCUGGAAUGCUUACAGCUACUAGUUUUUUCUAUCUAAUCUAUCUCCAUGAAGCAGAUUAAAGCAGAAGCAUCCAUAA